UGGUCAGACCCUUAUGUCAAAUUUAGAUCAAAUUAAUUUACAGUUUAAAGAGAAUGUUCACGCCCUUCUCUCCUCCUCUCUCUCGCUCGGUUUCUCUCUCAUCUAGGCACAUCAGACAUACGAGAUUGGCUUGGUGCUGUCGCCCGCCGAAUCAAACAGCUAGGCUGCUGAGCGCUGCUGUGUGUCACACAAACAGCCCGUUUCACCUCCGUGCAAUUUUAAUACAGCAUCGACACAGGACGGGAAACAGUCCAGGCUAUCUGUUUGUUCACGGGAUGCAGUAAACUAUCGUUUAUACCAAACACAGGGUUAUACAUAAAGAAGUAUUCGACAUUCGAGGAACUGAUUUAUUCGCUGGAUUCAAUUUAGGAACGUUUUGGAAAAAUGAACCCUCAGUGUGCGCGCUGUGGCAAAAUUGUUUACCCGACGGAGAAAGUAAACUGCCUUGAUAAGAACUGGCAUAAAGGAUGUUUCCACUGCGAGGUGUGCAAGAUGACCCUCAACAUGAAGAAUUACAAAGGGUAUGACAAGACGCCCUACUGCAACGCACACUACCCCAAGACGUCAUUCACCAUCGUGGCUGACACCCCAGAGAACCUAAGACUCAAACACCAGAGUGAACUCCAGAGCCAGGUGAAGUACAAGCGUGACUUUGAAGAGAGUAAGGGGCGGGGCUUCAGUAUUGUGUCUGACACACCCGAGCUCCAGAGACUCAGACGCACACAGGAACAGAUCAGUAAUGCCAAGUACCAUGAGGACUUUGAGCGUGAGAGGGGGCGUGGCUACACACCAGUGAUGGAGGACGUGGGCAUGGAUAGGUUGCAACGGUCCAAUCACAUGAUGAUGGAGGCGGGGUAUAAGGGGGUCCACCCCCAGGUGGUGGAGAUGGACAGGCGACCUGGCAUCAUUGUAGACAUGAAGGUGUGGAGGACUGACCCUGGUUCCAUCUUUGACUUUGACCCUGUGGAAGAUAACAUACAGUCUAAAAGCCUGAGGAGAAUGUCUGAGCGGGCCAGCCGUCUGAGCAGGCAGGUCUCCCAGCAGUCCCUCCAGUCCCAGCCUGCCUCUCUGAGCUCUCUGGCCUCUGAGCCCUGGGACCACAGCCUGUCUGUCUGCAGCGGCACUUCCACCCCAGCUCCUGUUCUUCCUGGGGCAUACCAUCAGAGUGUUCCACAGCAGCAGCAGGGAUAUGGUUACAUGCACCAGACCAGCAUGUCCUCAGUGAGGUCCAUCCAGUCCCCCCCACACUCCACCACCAUGAGAGUGUACCGGGCGCUGUAUGAUUACGCUGCCCAGGACCAUGACGAGGUGUCGUUCCGUGACGGUGACAUCAUCGUCAACGCCCAGUCAAUCGACGAGGGUUGGAUGUACGGGACGGUGCAGAGAACGGGGAAGUCUGGCAUGCUGCCGGCCAACUACGUGGAGGGAUUCAACUAGACUCGGGACUGGACCUGGGACUGGACCCGGGACUGGACCUGGGACUGGACCCGGGACUGGACCUGGGACUGGAUCCGGGACUGGAUCCGGGACUGGACCUGACUCAGUCCGGGGGGGGCUUCCUCUCCUCUACCUCUGUCUUCUCUCUUCUUCUUGCCAUCUGUCUUUUCUUUCUCCUCUUUUAUUCCUAAUAUUCAGCUAUCUGUUCAGCUAGACAUCAACACUAACCCCUCUGCUUGUUAAAGGAGGAGAAGCAAAAAACGAUUUCUUACUGUCCAAUCCAAUCCUGACUAGCAUACAGACAGGUCACACAACAUGCAGACUGACACAGACAUAGAUACAGACAAAAAUAUGAUAUUGUUCUUUGUUUUUAUUAAUACACUUCUACAUGUUUCUCUUGACACAAAGUAACCUUACAAAACAACAUUGAACAUUAAUAAGACAGGCAUAAUAUUCAAAUUAAGUAUCAAAACUAUUGUAUUUUACCUUCACGUUUUGUUGCCAGAAAGCAUAUUCCUUUACAUUGAUGGUUGAAUCACAAAUUGUCGUAUUUGACUGUCUAGUUUCACUCUCUGUGGUCAACAAUUAAAGAAAACAUUUGGGAGUACAAGAGUUAAACUGGAAAUCCAUGACUUACUUUAGUAGUUUUAUUUACAAUCAUGAUGGAAGGGACAGUAUCCCAAGAAGUAGCCCAAGAAUAUGGUUUAUAAAUCACUUUAUGUUCAGAUAUUUUUUCUCGUUUAGUUUGGUUUUUAAUUGUUUCUCAUUUAAACCAACAUUAAACAAAUUGUCAUUAAUUGCAGUGUUUCACGUGUGGAAAAUAAACUUUCUUUG
Messenger RNA from Hypomesus transpacificus, 2271 nucleotides. Its product is annotated as LIM zinc-binding domain-containing Nebulette-like. Lineage: Eukaryota; Metazoa; Chordata; Actinopteri; Osmeriformes; Osmeridae. Gene Ontology annotation, molecular function: actin filament binding. The transcript has 9 exons. Bases 385 to 1437 code for a protein of 350 amino acids. The record is from RefSeq and is a predicted model, not a curated record. Gene Ontology annotation, cellular component: focal adhesion.